Messenger RNA from Hyaena hyaena (striped hyena), 4135 nucleotides. It is a transcript of the gene MLLT10, whose product is annotated as MLLT10 histone lysine methyltransferase DOT1L cofactor. The coding region runs from base 179 to 3439 and encodes 1086 amino acids. Gene Ontology annotation, molecular function: histone binding; nucleosome binding. The record is from RefSeq and is a predicted model, not a curated record. Gene Ontology annotation, biological process: regulation of transcription by RNA polymerase II. The transcript is spliced from 24 exons. Gene Ontology annotation, cellular component: nucleus. NCBI's taxonomy places the organism in Eukaryota, Metazoa, Chordata, Mammalia, Carnivora, Hyaenidae.
CCUCACGCCGGCCGCCGGGCGGGCGCGCACGCCGAGUGACGCUCGGAGGAGGAAGCGCAGCCCCCUUCCCCUCCCUGGCUGCCCCUGCCCCAGCGGGAGCCCCCCCAGUGCGCCUGUGCGGAGGCCUACUUGAUUAUGUGUGCCCUCUCCGGGCUCCUGCGUUAGCGGCCGGGUGGAGAUGGUCUCUAGCGACCGGCCCGUGUCACUGGAGGACGAGGUCUCCCAUAGUAUGAAGGAGAUGAUUGGAGGCUGUUGCGUUUGCUCAGACGAGAGAGGCUGGGCCGAGAACCCGCUGGUUUAUUGCGACGGGCACGGCUGCAGCGUCGCGGUGCAUCAAGCUUGCUAUGGCAUUGUUCAAGUACCCACUGGACCAUGGUUUUGCAGGAAAUGUGAAUCUCAGGAGAGAGCAGCCAGAGUGAGAUGUGAACUGUGUCCUCAUAAGGAUGGAGCUUUAAAAAGAACAGAUAAUGGGGGUUGGGCUCAUGUGGUUUGUGCCCUGUACAUUCCAGAGGUACAGUUUGCCAAUGUUUCUACCAUGGAACCAAUUGUUUUACAGUCUGUUCCACACGAUCGUUACAAUAAGACUUGCUACAUUUGUGAUGAACAAGGACGAGAAAGCAAAGCAGCCACUGGGGCUUGCAUGACAUGUAACAAACAUGGAUGUCGGCAGGCUUUCCAUGUGACGUGUGCUCAGUUUGCUGGACUACUUUGUGAAGAAGAAGGUAAUGGUGCAGAUAAUGUCCAAUACUGUGGCUACUGUAAAUACCAUUUUAGCAAGCUGAAAAAGAGCAAACGGGGAUCUAAUAGGUCAUAUGAUCAAAGUUUAAGUGAUUCUUCCUCUCACUCUCAGGAUAAACAUCAUGAGAAAGAGAAAAAAAAAUAUAAAGAAAAGGACAAACACAAACAGAAACACAAGAAGCAACCAGAGCCAUCACCUGCAUUGGUUCCUUCUUUGACUGUUACCACAGAAAAAACUUACACGAGCACAAGCAGCAACUCUAUAUCUGGAUCAUUGAAGCGUUUGGAAGAUACCGCAGCUCGAUUUACAAAUGCAAACUUCCAGGAAGUCUCUGCGCACGCAACUAGUGGAAAAGAUGUUUCAGAGGCUAGAGGGUCAGAGGGCAAAGGGAAGAAAUCUUCAGCUCACAGCUCAGGUCAAAGGGGAAGAAAGCCUGGUGGCCGAAAUCCAGGAACGACUGUGUCAGCAGCUAGUCCUUUCCAGCAAGGCAGUUUUUCAGGAACUCCAGGCAGUGUAAAAUCAUCUUCGGGAAGUUCAGUACAGUCUCCCCAGGAUUUCUUGAGCUUUACAGACUCAGAUCUGCGUAAUGACAGUUAUACUCACUCCCAACAGUCAUCAUCAACCAAAGAUGUACAUAAAGGAGAGUCUGGAAGCCAGGAAGGGGGGGUAAAUAGUUUUAGUUCCAUAAUGGGUCUCCCUUCGACCUCAGCUGUUAUUUCACAGCCUAAAAGCUUUGAAAAUUCACCUGGAGAUUUGGGUAAUUCCAGCCUUCCUACAGCAGGAUAUAAACGGGCUCAAACUUCUGGCAUAGAAGAAGAAACUGUAAAGGAAAAGAAAAGAAAAGGAAAUAAACAAAGUAAGCAUGGGCCUGGUAGACCUAAAGGAAACAAAAAUCAAGAGAAUGUUUCUCAUCUCUCAGUUUCUUCUGCUUCACCAACAUCAUCGGUAGCAUCAGCUGCAGGAAGUGUGACCAGCUCUAGUCUUCAGAAAUCUCCCACAUUGCUCAGGAAUGGAAGUUUACAGAGUCUUAGUGUUGGCUCCUCUCCAGUUGGUUCAGAAAUUUCCAUGCAGUAUCGGCAUGAUGGAGCUUGUCCAACAACUACUUUCUCAGAGUUGCUGAAUGCAAUACACAAUGACAGAGAUGACAGUUCUACACUAACAAAGCAGGAACUUAAAUUCAUAGGUAUUUAUAACAGCAAUGAUGUAGCAGUAUCCUUUCCAAAUGUGGUAUCUGGCUCAGGAUCUAGUACUCCUGUCUCCAGUUCUCAUUUACCUCAGCAACCUUCUGGGCAUUUGCAGCAAGUGGGAGCUGUCUCCCCAUCAGCAGCAGCAUCUGCGGCCCCUGCUGCUGCUACAACUCAGGCAAAUACCCUGUCUGGACCUUCUCUUAGUCAGGCACCAUCUCAUAUGUACGGCAAUAGAUUAAAUCCAAAUUCAUCAGUGGCAGCUCUUAUAGUUCAGUCUGAAAACAAUCAAACAGAUCAAGAUCUCGGAGACAAUGGCCGCGGCCUGGCUGGCAGAGGAAGCUCACCCCGGGGAAGUCUCUCGCCACGAUCUCCUGUAAGCAGCUUACAGAUUCGCUAUGAUCAACCAGUCAACAGCAGUUUGGAAAAUCUGCCUCCAGUAGCAGCCAGCAUAGAACAGCUUUUGGAGAGGCAGUGGAGUGAAGGCCAGCAGUUUUUAUUAGAACAGGGUACUCCUAGCGACAUUUUAGGAAUGCUAAAGUCAUUACACCAACUUCAAGUUGAAAAUCGAAGAUUAGAAGAACAGAUUAAAAACUUGACAGCCAAAAAAGAACGUCUUCAGUUAUUGAAUGCACAGCUCUCAGUGCCUUUUCCAACAAUAACAACAAAUCCUAGUCCAUCUCAUCAAAUGCAUGCGUUUUCAGCACAGAAUGCUCCUACAACUGAUUCCUUGAACAGCAGUAAGAGCCCUCAUCUAGGAAACAGCUUCUUACCUGAUAAUUCUCUCCCUGUGUUAAAUCAGGACUUAACCUCCAGUGGACAGAGCACCAGCAGCUCUUCUGCUCUUUCUACCCCACCUCCUGCUGGGCAGAGUCCAGCGCAGCCGGGCUCGGGCGUUAGCGGAGUUCAGCAGGUCAAUGGUGUGACAGUGGGGGCACUGGCUAGUGGAAUGCAGACUGUAACAUCCACCAUUCCUGCAGUGCCUGGAGUGGGUGGAAUAAUUGGAGCUUUGCCAGGUAACCAACUGGCAAUUAAUGGCAUUGUAGGAGCUUUAAAUGGGGUUAUUCAGACCCCUGUCACAAUAUCACAGAACCCUACCCCCCUCACCCACACAACUGUACCACCUAAUGCAACACAUCCAAUGCCAGCCACACUGACUAACAGUGCCUCAGGACUAGGAUUACUUUCUGACCAGCAAAGACAGAUAUUCCUUCACCAACAGCAGUUUCAGCAGUUGUUAAAUUCUCAGCAGCUCACGCCAGAACAGCAUCAGGCCCUUCUGUAUCAGCUAAUGCAACAGCACCACCACCAGCAGCACCACCAGCCUGAACUGCAGCAGCUCCAGAUGCCUGGGCCGGCACAGAUACCGAUUAACAACCUGCUCGCGGGCACGCCGGCGCCGCCGCUGCACCCCGCUACCACCAACCCGUUCCUCACCAUCCACGGCGAUAAUGCAAGUCAGAAAGUAACAAGACUUAGUGAUAAAACUGGGCCCGUCUCUCAAGAGAAAAGUUGACACUUGAGAAACCUCUAGAAAUCGCCUCGCCUGCUGCUCUAGCACUUCAUCUGGCUGCCAUUGCAGCCCUCCUACACCUAUGAAGAAAUGCGACAAGAAAUGAACUGCACAACAAAGGAUUAAUUGCCACAAGGACAUUCUUGUAAGGCUUUGAUUAAUUUUCUUGUUGCUUUGUUGCACUGAAAUGGAAUUCCCAUAUCCCCCAUCCCUCAACCCAGAUUUUUUUGAACUUUGAAAAAAAAUUUAAUAACUAACUUUUGUCAAUGAAAUAAUUUACAUGCAAUGAAUUUAUCAACCUAAGAGAAAUUUAAUAUAGUUGGUGCACAACUCAUUUUGUUAUAAGUUGGAGAGAUGAACAGCAAAACUAAAGACUUGUUCCAUUUAUAAACUUUGAUUUUGUUUUACAAGUUGGAAUAUGAAACACAGUCUUUGGUUUGGUUUACAGUAUGCUUGCUCCGUGAGUCUGAUCUUAAGACAAAUUUUAAGGAACUGUUCAAUUUCUUCUAUUGGAGUUUUAUUGGCUAAAUAUUGCAAAUUAAUAGGUCAUCAACUGGGACUUGGCAAUCUUUGUUAGAAAAAUUUUCUUUAUGAUGGGAUUUGGCCAAUCUUGGUAAUCAAGUUAGGAUGGUAACGUCUGCUUCUGCUAAAGGUAAUUUUCUUUUGCUAAACACUUUUUUUUUUUAAAGUGCUAAGACC